UUAAAUACCUGCCCCACAUGAUUGUUGUGCACUUGUCCCCACUCCAGCCUUCAUCUGUCUCUCUCUACUGUGACCUUUUUUCUUUGCUUUUGCAGACCGAGGGAGACAGUUAAAAAGAAUACAAAUAACGAAAGAGAGAGAGAAGAGCCGGCCCAGAACGUACAAAGCAAGGAUUCUCUGUCACACACACUCUUGUAUUGAUUGAAUUGAAUUCAAGCUGAACACACACAAGCAAGCAGGGGCAGGGGGACAAUUUCUCUCAUAUCUCAAUCUUCAUGUGUUCUUCAACAAUCAACAUUAUAGGAAUAAUACAUACAAAGAAAGUAUGAGGCCACUGUUGCUGGUGAUUCUUCUUGUCCAUGUUUUAUUCAUUUGGAAUUUUCAGUCAUUCACAGUAUAUGUCACACCAGACCCACUUGUCCUCUCACCGGCUGCCUCUCCCAUUAUUACUCCAUUAAUGAUAACUUCCAUGGCUGCACUCUCUCCAGGGCCACUAACAGGAAGCGAAGAAGGGCACAACAUGGAUUCUCACCAAAAGCUUCUCCUAGCUCUAAUUGCUGCCAGUACUGCACUUGGUGCAAUAAUCAUUUUGACCAUAUUAUGUUGUCGGAUUUAUUCCAGGAAGUACCACAAAAAUAGUCCCCAGUGCACAGAUGCAGAGAGAGGUGUGGCCUUAACACCAUUUCUGGAUAAAUUUAGCUCACUAAAGAUGGUUUGCCAGAAAGAAUCACUUGCUUCAUUUAUGGAUUACAAGAUAUUAGAAAAAGCUACCAGCAAUUUUAGAGAGAGUAAUGUACUGGGUGAGGGUGGAUUUGGACGAGUUUACAAGGCCAAAUUGGAGAGUAAUACACCUGCUGCAGUCAAGAAACUAAACUGUGCAGGUCAAGAUGCAGAGAGAGAGUUUGAGAAUGAGGUGGAAUUGCUGAGUAAAAUUCAGCAUUCUAAUAUCAUUUCUAUUCUGGGUUAUAGUGUCGAGGGAGAGAUGGGGUUCAUUGUUUACGAACUGAUGGAAAAUGGAUGUCUUGAGACUCAAUUACAUGGACCUUCUCGUGGAUCUGCAUUAACUUGGUUUAUAAGAAUGAAAAUUGCUCUUGAUAUAGCAAGAGGAUUAGAAUAUUUGCAUGAACACUGCAAACCACAAGUAAUCCAUAGAGAUCUGAAAUCAUCUAAUAUACUAUUAGAUACCAACUUCAAUGCAAAGAUUUCAGAUUUCGGCCUUGCCAUAGCUGAUGGGACCCAAAGCAAGAAUAAUAUGAAGCCUUCCGGCACCUUGGGCUAUGUUGCUCCAGAAUAUAUUUUAGAUGGUAAAUUGACGGAUAAGAGCGAUGUAUAUGCUUUUGGGGUGGUGCUACUGGAGCUUCUACUGGGAAGAAAGGCUGUAGAGAAACUGGCACCAGCUCAGUGUCGAAGUAUUGUCACAUGGGCCAUGCCUCAGCUCAUUGACAGAUCUAAACUUCCAAACAUCCUAGAUCCUGUGAUAAAAGAUACUAUGGAUCUGAAGCAAUUAUACCAGGUAGCUGCAAUAGCUGUGUUGUGUGUGCAACCAGAGCCAAGCUAUCGCCCCCUUAUAACCGAUGUUUUGCACUCUCUCAUCCCGCUUGUUCCAGUUGAGCUCGGAGGAAUGCUAAAAGUUACAGCUAAUGUGCCUCCUAAAGAUCAAAUAAAGGACUAGUGUUGCUGGAGAAAUGCCAAAAGUCACAGACGGUGCGGGUUCUAAAGAUCAAAUAGACAGCUACUGCUGCUGCUUCGUCUAUCAAGCCCAGAUGAGCGUCAAGUUCAUGUUGGGUUCCCACUGCUUGCAUAUAGAUGCACGUAAUUUGAUGCGUCAAGUUGACGGGUUUUUUGAAACUUAGUGUGGAUAUUAGUUACAUUGUUUGGACUUUGGACUAAAACUGUAAACACUUUCUUUUCCAUUGGAUUUUCAAAAUCCCCAGCCACGGUAAAUUGCCAACCCAUCCAUCAUUGUCACAUGU
This is a messenger RNA of Tripterygium wilfordii, 1973 nucleotides long. Its product is annotated as probable receptor-like protein kinase At1g80640. Gene Ontology annotation, biological process: protein phosphorylation. Lineage: Eukaryota; Viridiplantae; Streptophyta; Magnoliopsida; Celastrales; Celastraceae. The coding region runs from base 326 to 1672 and encodes 448 amino acids. Gene Ontology annotation, molecular function: protein kinase activity; ATP binding. The transcript is spliced from 10 exons. The record is from RefSeq and is a predicted model, not a curated record.